Molecule: messenger RNA, 420 nt
Organism: Penicillium canariense
Lineage: Eukaryota; Fungi; Ascomycota; Eurotiomycetes; Eurotiales; Aspergillaceae
Exons: 4
Coding region: 1-420 (139 amino acids)
Source: RefSeq, a predicted model, not a curated record
AUGGCUCAGGCAAGUUAUGUUCUCCACGGUAUCUGCUUCUUGAUUGAAAAUGGAUUAAGCCAUCGCGUCUUCAGUUGCAAGUGCAUAACCCUUGGCUUGGAUGGUAUAGCCUGUCUGGAGGAUUGCCUAGAAGCUCCAUCCACCGAAGCCGAGACCGUAUACAUUGCGACUCUGCCAUCUAUAACAAUGCAACUGAUGCAGAAAUAUGAGAAGGAAGAGGGGGUUAUCGGCAUUGAUGACCUCGAUCGCUGGCCGGUGGAUUCCGAAGCGUUUGCUUUUCUAUCAGCCACUGUAUCAACUAGGUCUAUUGCCUCGUUGCAGAAGAACGUUUUGGUGUCAAAUAGACAUGAGCCUCGAAAACUUGUUGUCUUGGCGAGACUUGUUUUAAUAGACACUCAAAUUUUGUGCAUACAUGAAUGA